CGUGCUGAGCAAGCAGCAGCAGCAGCAGCAGCAGCAAGAGCGGCAGGCAGCAACAUCGCCUCCCUGCGACACGUCUGCCCCCGCCACAAUGCCAGUCCCAAGGGGACCCGGGGGGACGCCGCUACCCCAGGGACAAUCACAUGGAUAAUCCCCUCAUCCCUGUGCCGGGCGUGUCCUCCUGCCACGAGGCGAUUAGGGCGCUGUGGGCUCUCUUGGUGUGAUGAGGCUGCAGAGCGCCAAUCGGGGUCUGUCUGGCGGUCCACGACGCGCACACUGAGCAGGGGGAGAGGCAGGCAGCGAGCAGCGCGCAGCAGGUGGACUGUGGGCGAGGUGCUGCAGGAUGGACAUUGAUACUCGCUUCCGCUACUAUUUCCAGCACCCGUGGUCUCGGCUGCUGGUGGCCUAUCUGGUGACUUUCUUCAACUUCCUCAUCUUUGCUGAGGAUCCCGUCUCCCACAGCCAGACAGAGGCACACAUGAUCGUGGUAGGCAACUGCUUCUCGUUCAUCGUGAACAAGUACCCUGGCGGCGGGUGGAACGUCUUCAAAGUGCUGCUCUGGCUGAUGGCCAUCGUUGUCGGCUUGUUCGCUGGGAAGUUCUUCUUCCACCAGCGGCUUUUUGGUCGAUAUCUGCGUCUCAAAAUGUUCAGAGAAGACCACGGCUCGUGGAUGACCAUGUUUUUCAGCACCAUCCUCUUCCUCUUCAUCUUCUCACACAUUUAUAACCUAUUCCUCCUGAUGGCUGGAGGUAUGGUCCCGUACAUGGUGACCGAGUACAUGGGGAUCCGGAACGAAAGCUUCAUGAAAAUGGCUGCAGUGGGGACCUGGAUGGGAGAUUUUGUCACCGCAUGGAUGGUGACUGACAUGAUGCUGCAAGAUCAACAUUACCCAGACUGGGGGAAGGCCGCCAGAAGUUUCUGGAAGCAGGGAAACAACAGGAUUGUCCUCUUCUGGGCCGUCCUCAUCUCCCUCACCUCGGUGGUGGUGCUCGUCAUCAGCACCGACUGGAUCAGCUGGGACAACCUGAACCGAGGCUUCCUGCCCAGCGACGAGGUCUCUCGAGCUUUCCUGGCCUCUUUCAUCCUGGUCUUCGACCUCCUCAUUGUCAUGCAGGACUGGGAGUUUCCACACUUCAUGGGCGAUCUCGACAUGAACCUGCCGGGACUGUCCACCACGCAGGUCAAGGUGAGGCUGCCGGUGUGCAAGAGCAUCUUCAAGGAGGAGUAUCACAUCCACAUCACAGGUAAGUGGUUUAACUACGGGAUCAUCUUCCUGGUGUUGAUCCUAGACCUGAAUAUGUGGAAGAACCAGAUCUUCUACAAGCCCUAUGAGUAUGGGCAGUACGUGGGCCCCGGUGAGAAGAUCUACACGGUGGAGGACCCUGACACGCUGGGUGAUUUCAACCGCAGCACACUAACUUGGGCAUGGCGCUCCACCAAUGUUGACCCCUCCACCAACCGCACCUACGCCCAGCACGAUAUGUUCCUGCAUAGUCGAUUUGUGGGUGCCAGCCUGGAUGUCAAGUGUCUGGCUUUCAUCCCCAGCCUUGCCGCCUUUGUUCUCUUUGGCUUCUUCGUCUGGCUGCUGGGCCGUUUCCAGGACAGCGAGCAGGGCCCUCAGAACCAGGACCGCACAUAUGAGCGCAUCAAGAGGAAGUCGCCGUCCGAGUACAGCAAAGAGAUGGGCACCACGCCCGAGGAGGUCCGCGUCUCAAUGGGCGAGGCUCUGAGGAGGAGCAACCCAAUGCUCCUUACAGUGGAGCCCCCACACUUUGCAUCCCUCUCCAGCAACUCUGUUUCUCCAAUCUCCACGGAGACCCAGGAGACCCACCCGAGCAUAGUCAUCGACAGCGUGGCCCCCGAGGAGCCCGCCGUUUCCUUCGAUGCCGGUAAAUCGUCCCCCUGAUGGGCAGAAAGAGAACCGGAGGGCUAUCAUCUAACACCUGACGGCAGCGAGAUUCAUCUGCUUUCAAGCCGUAGGUGUUCAAUUCCUGAUUCCCAGACCACUGUGAGCUCUGGAGGGUGCUUCUCUCCAGAGCGGGGAUGUUCUGGACUUCGAGCUCAAACCCGACUCGAGGAGUUCGAGGGUGGGAAAGGAAAAGCUGUCGACCAAACAGAGGUCUGCAAAAACUCUACCGCCAGUUUUUGUUCUGUUUCAGCGUGUUUGUUUCGAAGGGAUCUUUUUGCACCUUUUAGGGUUAAAUUAUCGUCCGUUAUCCUACCUCGCCACAGGUACACAUCUUGUUGGUGCUUUGUAGUUAUAUUUUAUAAAUCAAUAUAUUUUUUCUUACCCCUGUGUUAUGGUGCCUAAAGGAAGUAUUUAUACAUGGUAGGAACAUUAGCAGAACUGUUAUUCAAUGUAUUGUAAGAUUUUGUCAGAUAACGCUGUGCCUUGACUUGUUAUUUCCAUGAAAUGUCUCUUCUACUGUGUUAUAUAAGACCCACAAUAAUGUUUUGGGUUCUGGGUCGCUGCUGGCAAAUCGCAAAUUAUGGUAAGAACACCCAGAUGCCAGUUUUCCAAUAAUGCUUUACACAUAAGCUGGUUUUCCACAAAAAAUGGGCAAGUUUCUGAUCUUCUACACACAUGAGAUGAAAUUGCUCACAUCCCUGAGAUUAUGGCCAGUAAAAUAUUUUGUGCAGUAUCAUUGUCAUGCUUGUUUAUUGCCUUGAUGAAGCUCCACACUCAACACCCAUGUAUACAUUUAUUGCUGCCUGGUUGCUUAUUAAACUGGUGGCUUCUUUUUUUCCUUGUCAUCGGUGCAUUUGCCUUCUUGAGACUGACAUCCAAUCUCAUUCUGGUGGGUCAGCAACUCAGAAUAUUCUUUAUUACUCCCUAAAACAGCUUCUUUUUUAAUUUAUUAAGUGUUCCUGCUGAUAACUGAUCAGAUCAUUGUGAACCUUUUCAUUGUUAUGCUACAUUGUGCUUUGCAAAGU
This is a messenger RNA of Scleropages formosus (Asian bonytongue), 2931 nucleotides long. It is a transcript of the gene tmem117, whose product is annotated as transmembrane protein 117. The record is from RefSeq and is a predicted model, not a curated record. The coding region runs from base 341 to 1903 and encodes 520 amino acids. Lineage: Eukaryota; Metazoa; Chordata; Actinopteri; Osteoglossiformes; Osteoglossidae. Gene Ontology annotation, biological process: intrinsic apoptotic signaling pathway in response to endoplasmic reticulum stress. The transcript is spliced from 8 exons.